This is a messenger RNA of Dama dama (fallow deer), 1565 nucleotides long. RefSeq names its product WD repeat domain 5 (gene WDR5). NCBI's taxonomy places the organism in Eukaryota, Metazoa, Chordata, Mammalia, Artiodactyla, Cervidae. Gene Ontology annotation, molecular function: histone binding. The record is from RefSeq and is a predicted model, not a curated record. Gene Ontology annotation, cellular component: Set1C/COMPASS complex. The coding region runs from base 258 to 1262 and encodes 334 amino acids. The transcript has 15 exons.
GGCGCACGCGCACUGCCGCCCAGCCGCCUAGUCAAGCUCGGCCCGGCUCCCGCCCAGGCGGCGGCGACGCGACGCCCGGAGCGCUCACCUCGGUCCCCCUACCGCCCCCGGCAGGUUCCCUGUCUCCUGAGGGAGACACUGCUUCCGAGGUUGGCGAGGCUCCAUAGGAGGCAGAGAGGCUUGGAUCGGCAGACACCCUCCCGCGGUGCGUCCUCCACUCGGGGCUGUGACCUCUCCGCCUGGGGCGCUGCAGAGCCAUGGCGACCGAGGAGAAGAAGCCGGAGACGGAGGCCGCCCGAGCACCGCCCACCCCGUCGUCCUCUGCCACACAGAGCAAGCCCACACCAGUGAAACCAAACUACGCUCUUAAAUUCACCCUGGCCGGUCACACGAAAGCUGUGUCCUCCGUGAAGUUCAGCCCGAACGGGGAGUGGCUGGCGAGUUCGUCUGCAGACAAACUCAUUAAGAUUUGGGGAGCAUAUGAUGGGAAAUUUGAGAAAACCAUCUCCGGUCACAAGCUGGGCAUAUCCGACGUGGCCUGGUCGUCAGAUUCUAACCUCCUUGUUUCCGCCUCAGAUGACAAAACCCUGAAGAUCUGGGAUGUGAGCUCGGGAAAGUGUCUGAAAACCCUGAAGGGACACAGCAACUACGUCUUUUGCUGUAACUUCAACCCCCAGUCCAACCUCAUCGUCUCCGGCUCUUUUGACGAGAGUGUGCGGAUAUGGGACGUGAAGACAGGGAAGUGCCUCAAGACCUUGCCGGCCCACUCGGACCCCGUCUCAGCCGUUCACUUUAAUCGGGACGGAUCCUUGAUAGUUUCCAGUAGCUACGAUGGUCUCUGUCGGAUCUGGGACACCGCCUCGGGCCAGUGCCUGAAGACGCUCAUCGAUGACGACAACCCUCCCGUGUCCUUCGUGAAGUUCUCUCCAAACGGCAAAUACAUCCUGGCCGCCACCUUGGACAACACGCUGAAGCUCUGGGACUACAGCAAAGGCAAGUGCCUGAAGACGUACACGGGCCACAAGAACGAGAAGUACUGCAUAUUCGCCAACUUCUCCGUCACCGGUGGGAAGUGGAUCGUGUCGGGCUCGGAGGACAACCUGGUCUACAUUUGGAACCUGCAGACCAAGGAGAUUGUGCAGAAGCUUCAGGGCCACACAGACGUUGUCAUCUCGACGGCAUGCCACCCGACGGAGAACAUCAUCGCCUCGGCCGCCCUGGAGAAUGACAAGACCAUCAAGCUCUGGAAGAGCGACUGCUAGGCCCGAGGGGCUGGGCCCUGCCGGAAGUCCACCCGGACUGGCAGCGCGGCUCUUGGAGGGGCUCCCGGUCCAGGCCUGGGGACCGGUGGGGCUUGGCCUGAGCUGCCUCUGAAGACACUUGGCUGGGGCGUGUCUCCCACUUGGGGGUCUGGAAGUUGCUGGUGACGUUUUUGCCAAUUCCUUUCUCACCGUCCGGGAAAGAGUUCCUAGUCUGUAUUGUGUUCAGAGUCCACAGAAAUAUUGUGUUCAAAGAGUCCACAGAAAUUUUUAAUUUUUUAUUACAAAAAGGUGAAGUUCAACUUA